This is a messenger RNA of Pieris macdunnoughi, 255 nucleotides long. NCBI's taxonomy places the organism in Eukaryota, Metazoa, Arthropoda, Insecta, Lepidoptera, Pieridae. The record is from the annotation of a GenBank genome assembly.
AUGGUUGGCGAACUGCUGGAAUUCAAAGAACAGCUGGACAACAUCGUGACUGGCUGCUUCCAAAGGAACGAUCACUUCCUCUACUCAAUGAGGGAGGCCUUUGAGUUCUUUAUCAACCAGCGACAGAAUAAGCCUGCUAAACUUAUUGCAGGCUGGCUUAUUCUGUCACUGGUUGAUGAAGAACUCGAAAGCCUCCCUCAUGGAGUAGAGGAAGCGAUCGUUCCUUUGGAAGCAGCCAGUCACGAUGUUGUCUAG